This is a messenger RNA of Somion occarium, 1337 nucleotides long. NCBI's taxonomy places the organism in Eukaryota, Fungi, Basidiomycota, Agaricomycetes, Polyporales, Cerrenaceae. The record is from the annotation of a GenBank genome assembly.
CCCCGGUGAACUCGUGCCGAUGCCAUUGAAACGCAUAUCAUGGCUGCCGUGCAUCAAAUCUUCCAACGGAGUUUUUACUGACCGUCUUCCCGCCGCGUCUUGCAGAACUUAAUGCCCAGUCGAUCCUUAACAUGCAAUGUUUUAGUAUUGUGGUCUACUUCCACGGUAGAGCGUACCGUCAAGAUGAAACUAGCAAUAUCAUCAUUGAUGCUAUGUCAGGCGGUUCGUUCCUGUCUUGGUGUCUUGCGCUCAAAGUGCAUCCGAUCGCGGUCCUAACAAACAAUCCCCUACACCAAUGGUAUAAAACCAGGCCCUCUGUGUCGACGGUUCUCCAUCGCAGCAUCUUCGUCCUUGUCAUCUCCGCUCUUGCUACCUUCACCGUUGCCGCACCCGUCGUCGUCGCCCCAGGUUGUGCUGGCCAAAAGCUGGAAAACGGCAACGGCAACUGUACACCAUGUCUUGGUAUUGCCACCUGUGCAUACGACGUCGCAAACAUGCAGUGUGUCAACAAACCCGGGGGUGCUCUCCCAGCUACUCUCACCACCGAUAAGACUCGGUGCCCGACGCUCUCGCAAAUUGCUCAAGAGAACCCCAGUGUUGCUGAUCGUCAGAAGGCCGCUGCCGAGUUUGCCAGGAUGAAGAACCACAUCUUCGUCGGGGAGAGUGACCCCUCAUCUGGACGGCACACGUUUACUGCCUUCCGGGCGGCGAACAAGGAUGCUGGCCGUUGCGACAAGGAGACCAAUCUUUGCGCUUUCAAGUUGACGGCUCAGACUCCCAAGACCGUCUGGGAUGACCGUGCAGGGAAGUACACCAAACAAGACGUGGAAGACAUCUGUACGACAGCGAUCACUCUCAACCUCCUGCACAACAACAAGGCUGCCAGUCCUGGAUCGUUCGCCGUCCAGACCAAGUUUGGCAAGUCGAUUUGCGUUCAACACUUUGUCACUAAGAGCAACACGCCUUCGUGCUUCCCCCUUGGUAUUCACCACGCCACUCAGUUCCCCGUUGGCAAGCCUUGCACCUUUACCGGCAAUGAUGCUAACACUCUCACCGUUGAGGUCCCUCAAGGUACCAGCUAAAUGAUUGGAGUUUGCGUAGAUUAUGAUUUCGUAUAUUGUCGUAGUAUGUAAUUGGUACGCUAUCAGGAGGAUAAUGGGUAUUAUGUUUGGAACCACGAAAUAUUUGAGAAAGUGAAUUCGGCGUGACCCAUGUAUCAGGCUGUGGCAAUCACAGUGGACCCGCGACCGCAUACACUCCAUUGCAUCGCAAUUGUCGCGCAGUGUCAUCUGAAGCGAACCAUAGCACGGGCCCAGAAAUAAUAAUCUUAUAACAUC